AUAUGACUUUCUGAAAAAUUCAUAAAAAUGAAAUAUAAAUGAUCAGAAUCCAGUUAAAAGAAUACCAGAUAGAUUCGGACUGAUAUAAACAUCAGACUUUAAUAUUUGAAAAGGCCUAAACAAUCACAACCAGAUUGGCUACCACAAUUAAUAACUGGACAGCGUACCUCUCGUAGAUGUACACUGAUAUGGAUUAGAGCUGCACUAUAUAACUGCUUCCAAUUGCAAUCUCAAAUAAUAUUAUAAGCAAAACACAAAUCCUAAGAUGCCUCACAUUGAGCUUGUGUUUUUUUCUUUGUCUUUGUUGAUCUUUCUCUACUAUUGUCACAGUGGAGCUCUUGAGCUUAUUUUUCUCUCUGUGUCCUUGAUGAUCUCUCUCUGCUACUGUUUCAUGUGCAGAGGCACUAGCGAUUUGUCAAGCAAUUGGCCCCUCUUGGGCAUGUUGCCAGGUUUUCUUAAGAAUGCCCAUAGAAUACUUGACUUCGUCACGUUACUUCUCCAAGAAAACCAUCAAACUUUAUACGUCAAAGGGCCUAUUUUGGCAAACAGAAAUGCCCUUUUGACUUGUGAUCCUGUUAAUGUCAACUACAUCUUGAGCAAGAAUUUCACCAACUUUUCCAAAGGCCCGGAGUUUGGCAAGAUAUAUGAUAUACUUGGAGAGGGGAUCAUUAGUUCUGAUGGUCAACUUUGGAAAAUUCAUCGCAGAACUACAAUGUCACUCUUCAAAUAUUUGCAAUUCUAUCAAAUGUUACAAAGGACCGUGAGGAAAAAGCUGGAGGAAGGGUUACUUCCAGUGCUUGAUCGCGUCUCUAAGCAUGGAAUCGAGGUGGAUUUGCAGGACAUAUUCCAGAGACUUACCUUUGACAAUAUUUCUUCCUUACUUCUAGACCAUGACCCUCAAAGCCUUACUCUUAAUUUACCUGAUAUUCCUUCCCACAAGUCUUUUUCAGCUGUUGAAGAGGCGUUACUGUAUAGACAUGUUCUUCCUGAAAGCAUUUGGAAGCUGCAAAAUUGGAUUGGAUUCGGUAGAGAAAAAGGUCUAAACAAAGGCUGGGAAGCAAUUGAUGAAUACCUAUAUACCUGUAUAUCCAUGAAGCGCCAACAAGUUGUACACACAAAUUCUUUGCAAAUGUCUUCAGCAGAUGAGGAUCAUAAACUAGAUUGGUCGACUGCUUACAUGGAAUCAGCGUACAAAGAAAACCUGGGAAGCCCUGAUAAAUUUUUAAGGGACACUUUGCUUAGUUUAAUGGUUGCUGGGAGAGAUACUACCAGCGCAGCUCUUUCCUGGUUUUUUUGGCUUCUCUGGAAAAACCCUUCAGUGGAAUCUAAAAUUCUAGAAGAGAUCAGAAGAAAUUUGAGUACAAGUGAACUUAAAAGCAAGAUUGUUUUUCACAAAAAGGAAGAGUUGCAGAAACUAGUUUAUCUACAUGGAGCUUUGUGUGAGACCUUAAGACUCUUUCCUUCCGUUCCUUUCAAUCAAAAGUCUCCAAAACAACCUGACAUUCUUCCAAGUGGCCAUCGAGUAGAUAAAGACUCAAAUAUUAUUUUGUCAUUUUAUAGCAUGGGAAGAAUGGAGAGUAUAUGGGGAGAAGAUUGCCUGGAGUUCAAGCCAGAGAGAUGGAUAACUGAACGUGGAGAGAUCAAACAUGAACCUUCAUACAAGUUCAUCGCUUUUAGUGCAGGGCCAAGAUAUUGUUUAGGCAAGGAAAUGUCCUUCACUCAGAUGAAGAUUGUUGCCACAACCAUGAUAUACAAUUACAAAAUACAAGUGACUGAAGGUCAUCCCAUAGUCCCUCGUGAUUCUGUUGUUCUGGAAAUGAAAUAUGGUCUUAAAGUCCGGUUAAGUAGAAGAAAUGUGCGCUGAGAUCCUGCUUCUCAAGAUUGAACUACUAUUCUAUCCUAUAAACAUAUUAAGUCAGUUGUCACUAUGAACAACUAGCUGUUGGUGUAUUCAAUAAAUUGGUCAUAGAGCAAAACUCUGUGUAGUGAUUCAUUGCUCUUUCGUACUCCUCCUACAUCUUGCUUAUUCACUUCAACUGCCAAGUCUCUGACCACCUUAAUAAACAUGUGUCACAUGGAUUCUCAGCUCUA
Molecule: messenger RNA, 2091 nt
Organism: Daucus carota subsp. sativus
Lineage: Eukaryota; Viridiplantae; Streptophyta; Magnoliopsida; Apiales; Apiaceae
Product: alkane hydroxylase MAH1-like
Exons: 1
Coding region: 266-1864 (532 amino acids)
Molecular function (GO): heme binding; iron ion binding; monooxygenase activity
Source: RefSeq, a predicted model, not a curated record